GAUUUUCCCAGAGCUGCUGUGUGUACGCGUAAAGUUAUUAUUAUAGUUAUUAGUUCAUAUUGUAAUGAACUGCCGAACGAUAUCAAAUUAUCAAUCUGCCUUCGUCGUUCGUCGAUUUAAUGAAUAAUAAUAAAUAAUUAUAUAAUAAUAUUCAUAACAAUUCGUCAUUUUUCGACAGUGCCAUCGUCGAAUUGAAAUUUCCCGCCUCCGAAAACAGUUUACUUACGACGUUCGCGUACUGGAAAAUUGGUGGACUCGUCGUCGGCCAGCUAGCUAGUCUCCGUGAGGUUAUGCAACAGACGACCGACGUGUAAUCCGUCUUCAACUGCUAAAUAAUCGAUCGUGACCGUCACCAUGUCUAAGACGUCCGGUUCGGCCGCGUCCGGCUCGUCAUCAUCGUCGUCUCAACAACAAACGUCUGGAGUCGCCGCUGUUCCGGCCGAAGACAAUUUUGACUUUCUGUUCAAAAUCGUACUUAUCGGCGACUGUGGCACCGGCAAAACAUGUGUCGUUCAGCGGUUCAAGAGUGGAACGUACGCCGAGAACCAGGGCAACACCAUUGGUGUUGAUUUUUCUAUGAAAACCAUCAAAAUCGAUGGCAAAAAAGUUAAGCUUCAAAUAUGGGACACGGCCGGACACGAGAGGUUUCGUACAAUCACACAGAGUUAUUAUCGUUCUGCUAAUGGGGUCCUACUAGUGUACGACAUUACAAAACGUGCUACUUUCUUGAAUUUACAGAGAUGGGUUGAAGAAGUACGUCGAUAUACUUCGUCUAAUGUUUUACUUGUUUUGAUUGGUAACAAAUGUGACCUGGAGGAGAACCGCCAGGUAGAGUUGUCUGAAGCAGACGCCAUGUGUGAAUACUUUCCAGAAUUAUUGUCUGUUCUGGAAACGUCAGCUAAGGAAAAUAAAAAUAUUGAAGAAGCAUUUGUCACAAUUGCCUCUGAACUUAAAAGACGUCAUGACCAAAGUGCUCAUAUUGAAGAUGAACCUAAUCCUGUCAUCAACUUAAGUGAAGGCGAGAAUGUUCAAAAAUGUAAAGGCUGUACAUUGUUAUAAUCUAACAUUGCAACAUGGUACAGUAGAACAAAUCAAUAUUUGAUCAUUGUUAUUCUAAAAUCCGAUGACGAACAUGUAUAAUUAAUUAAUUAUGCGUUCAUAAUCCUAUGGUAACACACUUGUUUAAUAUGAAACAUUUAAAGUUUUAUUUAGAUUGUAUUUGAAAAAAAAUUAAUAAAAUUAUGAGGAUAGAGAUAUACUAUCCCAGAAUUUUUGUACACGUUUAUGAUCCGCGUUAAUACUGUAUUUAAUUUUAUCUUUCGUAACUUGCAAUAACUAUUUAUGUACUUGAACCUCACUUUGUUAAUCAUUCAAUCAUGUACUAUAAUAUAAUAUUAAAUAAGAUUCUCAAAUAGUUUUAUGGGGGACCAUAUUUUUUUUUUCAAGUAUCUCCCCACGUGGUCCACAAGUAUAUUUUACUGAAAUUAUUUUUAUCAGUAUAGAAUAUUAUAUUAUAGAGUAUCAAUGAGAUGGUUUUUAUUAGCUGUUAUCAUAUUUUACGAUAUUGUAUACAUGAUAUUAUUCGACAUUUAUUGUAUCCCUAUUGAUAUUCUAUAAAUAGGUAUAUGUCCAUAUCGAGAAUUUUAGAAAUUUUUAUUUUUCUUCUGUCUAAUAUCAUUUCACAAGUGAUGAUUUGAGUUGAUUUCAUUUAUUAUAUAACAUGUUUUUUCUUCAUAAAUUUAGUUAAAUACGUAUAUAUAUAUUUGUGUGAUAAUUGAUUAUAUGUGUAUAUAUACAUAUAAGAGUAUGCAUACAUUUGUGUAACAUUAUUACCAUCUUUUAUAAAAGCACCUCUAAUAAUAUGGUGAAGGUAUUUAAAUAUUAUAUAAUUAUUUUUUUUAUUAUUAUUAUGUGUAGUGAGAGUAGGGAAAUAUCAAUUCUAUUAUAAUAUUAUACUUAAUACUAAUAACUAGUCACGUGAAAAAAUGUAUGAAAUAUUUAAUUGUAGCAGUUCCUUUCAUUGGUUAACAAUUGUUUAUGAUGAUGAUAAUUUCCCCCUAUAAAAAAUUGUGAUUUUUAAUGUUUUAUGUGAGAUGUGUGGUGGAAAAUUAUAUGUACUAUAUGUAUCUAAAAGAAAUUAUUAUUGUUUAACUUUUUCAACUUUAUAGAUGUUUUAUUAUAGGUAUCUAGCUAUUUUUAAUUUUAAAAUAUUUAUGUUUUUUUUUCUUAAGAAUUAUUUCAAAUUUUUAUUUUUAUUAUUUUAUUUUUAUUUUAUUACUUUUUUUUUUUUACUUAUGUCUAUAUCAGUUGUAUACCUGUAAUAAUUAUGUAUGCUGUUAUGUUUUACUUGUACGGAAUUGAUGGCUACCAAUAAUCAUAAUUUGGAGAUCAAAAAACAGACUUCAAAAUGGGGCUUGAGGUGGGAAAUUACAUAAUAUUUAUAAUAAUUGUCUUUUUGCAUUAAUAUUACAAUAUUUAAUAUAUUGUAUGACUAACAAUAAAGUAUUUUUUUUAUUAUUAAA
Molecule: messenger RNA, 2522 nt
Organism: Aphis gossypii (cotton aphid)
Lineage: Eukaryota; Metazoa; Arthropoda; Insecta; Hemiptera; Aphididae
Gene: Rab19
Product: ras-related protein Rab-43
Exons: 5
Coding region: 355-1059 (234 amino acids)
Biological process (GO): regulation of exocytosis; protein secretion
Molecular function (GO): GTPase activity; GTP binding
Source: RefSeq, a predicted model, not a curated record